Thecamonas trahens ATCC 50062 is the source of this 1725-nucleotide messenger RNA. RefSeq lists its product as uncharacterized. The transcript has a single exon. The record is from RefSeq and is a predicted model, not a curated record. The coding region runs from base 1 to 1725 and encodes 574 amino acids. NCBI's taxonomy places the organism in Eukaryota, Apusomonadida, Apusomonadidae.
AUGCGCGAGCUGCUGUGCCCGGGCAAGCCGCAGCCACCACGCCCACCGCCAACGGACCAGGCUGCACGCCGUGAGCUGGCCCAUCCAUACCCAUACGCCACAGACGCAGCACUGCCGUUGCCAGAGCCGACAUCGCGUGCCCCGCCGCCGCGUCUGGAGCCGCAUCACCAGCGGCGAUCAUCGCACGGGCCGCUCUCCAAGGACUUUGACGGGCGGCUGCGGGCAGCGUCGAUGCUGCGCAACUCGGCGUACGAGACCGCGGUGGCGGCAGGCGCCGAGCCGGUGGCAGCGAUGGCCACCGAGCCGCCGCCGAUGCGCCGCGCCCGACUGCAGCGUGCGGCGUGGAAGCGGGCCGAUCGCGUCCGUGCCGCCCGCGCUGUUCGCGCCCCGCACGGCCUAAUGCCGCACUGCUUUGAUCCGCACGCAGAGGUUGCCGAGUCGUCGCUGGUGGCGCUCCGCUCCCGCAUUCGCGCCUCGGGCCGUCUUGACGACGUCCUGCACUCUCGCAGGCUCGAGCGCGCCAUGGCGCAUGUCUCUUUUGCCUCGUCGCCGAACCAGUCGUUGGACAACAUCGAGCCGCCGCUCUCGCCGCGAUCGGUGGCAGCGUCCGAUUCGGCGGCGUCGACGUCGCCGGACCACAUCGCCGCGCCGGGCCCGCGCUCGCGCUCCUCGUCCAAGCUCAUCAACACCCGCAAGCAGGCCCAGGAGCGCGACCGCGCCGCCAUCCGCUUUGUCUCGCUCGCUCGCAAAGCCAAGGACGCCGCCCGCCGCGCCGGCAUCCCGCUCGAUCCCGACCUCGACCUCGACAACAUUGCCGCCAUCGACAUCACCUUUGCCGCCGACGACGCCUCGUCUGAAGCCAUCCUCUCCUCCAACCUCUCACCACCUCGCCGCACCAGUCACGCACGCCGGAUCUCGAUCUCACGGCCUGCCACAUCCGGCCUCGCCUCGUCCCAGCCAGCACCAUCAGCGCUCGCUCCCCACGAGACAACGCCGCCGCCGUCGCCUCCACCCGAGCCGACAGCCCGAGCCACUCCAGACCCAUCAGUUGGGCCCGAACCGGAGCCCAAGCCGUCGCCACAAGCCGAGCCAGCAGAUCCAGCUACCCUCCCUCCAGAGGCCUCGCCGCGGCACUACAACCAGCGGCGCAAGAGCUACACACCCUCGUCCCCGGCGCGUAGCUCGUCGCCAGCUCCGGGCACGACCGGUCGAUCGAUUGUCCGGCGCCGUCGGGCCAACUCGAGCCUCGCUGCUCCAUCGCCGCGCGCGCUGGCUGCUCCACCACCAGCGAGACCGGUGGCGGUCAUCGACCGGUCCAUUCCUGUUGUCCGGCGCAACGCGCCGCGGGCUCCGCUCACACCCGAGCCGCAGCCGUACGUCGUCCCGGCCGUCCACCGCGUCUCCGCCGUCCCACAGCUUGAACUUUCGCCGGCUACCGCCGCCUCGAUGCACGUCUCGGUAGACUCGACCGGCCGUCGCGGGCCCGACUACGUCCGAGCGCUCAAGAUCUCAGCACCGACCUCGUCGUCCGCCGACACCACCGCUGGCGACGCUCUCCCAGCCACCAGCGCUGGCCCGGCGCGGAUGGACACCGGGUUCUCCGUCCGCGACUCGAUCGCUCUCGACCUCCCCACCACUCCCAACGGUGCACCCACCGUCCACGCCUCGCCCGAUGGCUUCUUUCAUACCGCCAUUCACCAGCCCGCUUCCCCGCCUGGUCCGUAG